Molecule: messenger RNA, 1084 nt
Organism: Macrobrachium nipponense
Lineage: Eukaryota; Metazoa; Arthropoda; Malacostraca; Decapoda; Palaemonidae
Product: elongation factor Ts, mitochondrial-like
Exons: 5
Coding region: 120-1016 (298 amino acids)
Biological process (GO): mitochondrial translational elongation
Cellular component (GO): mitochondrial matrix
Molecular function (GO): translation elongation factor activity; protein binding
Source: RefSeq, a predicted model, not a curated record
UGCCGUUGCAAGUAUUGAAAUCAAUUGUAAUGUUUGCGUAACUUCGAGACUGGACCACGAACACUUUUGGAAAAGAAAUUGUUAAACAUUUAAUAUCAUUUAUAUUAUUAUAAUAAAGAAUGGCGACUUUAUCGUUGCUACGUUUACAUGGAAUAAGGAUGGGAAGCAGUAGAUUUUUUCAUGUGACCCAGAGAUUGGCAGCUGUAAACAAAAGCAACUUGGCUAAGCUUAGAAAGCAAACAGGCUUUUCAAUUAGCAACUGUAAAAAGGCUUUGGAGAUGCAUAAUAAUGAUUUAACUAAAGCUGAGCAGUGGCUGCAUGCAGAAGCUCAGGCACAAGGAUGGGCCAAAGCUUCUAAAUUAUCUGGUCGGGUUACUACACAAGGGCUUGUGGGAGUUCACAUUGAUGGUCCAGUUGGUGCUCUGUUAGAAAUAAACUGUGAAACAGAUUUUGUUGCACGUAAUGAACAGUUCAAGGCAAUAGUAGCCCAGGCAGCAAAGGAAUGUGCUCUGAAUGCUGCUAUAUGUCAGCAGGAUACUUUAAAAAAAGAGUUUAUAUCAGAAGAGCAGCUAAGGGAUAUGGUGGUCAGUGAUGGUAAAACCUUAGCAGAUCACCUUGCACUUGCCAUUGGCAUCAUUGGGGAAAAUAUGAGCUUACCCAGAGCAGCACGAUUAAUUGCCCCUAAUGGUGUGCAGCUUGUUGGAUAUAGUCAUCCUAGUCCACCUGAUGCAACACAACUUUUAGGAAAAUUUGGUGCAAUUCUUGCACUUAAAAGUCCUGGUACAUUAACUGAUGUAGCCAGACAGUUAUGCAUACAUGUCAUUGGUAUGAACCCAAAAGCCAUUGGAAGUCUUGAUGACCCCAAAGCUCCAAACUCGGAUGAAGAAACUCUUCUUGUUCACCAAGAAUUCCUAACUGAUCCUUCAAAAACUGUAGGGGAAGUGUUGCAAGAAGAAAAUAUAGAAGUAGUAGAUUUUAUUAGAUUUGAGUGUGGAGAGCACAAAAAUGAGGAAUAGUAGUAUUUAAAUUAUAAUUUUUAUGAUCUGAAGAAAAUUGUUGAUGAAAUUAAAAUAAUUGUACAGUC